Messenger RNA from Lemur catta (Ring-tailed lemur), 1262 nucleotides. Its product is annotated as laminin subunit alpha-5-like. Gene Ontology annotation, cellular component: basement membrane. The record is from RefSeq and is a predicted model, not a curated record. Lineage: Eukaryota; Metazoa; Chordata; Mammalia; Primates; Lemuridae. The transcript is spliced from 5 exons. The coding region runs from base 669 to 944 and encodes 91 amino acids. Gene Ontology annotation, biological process: axon guidance.
CACCGGCUGCCUUUGGCCACCUGCCACCCUGAUGGGUCAGGUUGGCAGGAUGGGGAUGCUCCAGUUUGGUGGCCUAGUCAUGUGUCCCCCAAAAUUCCCUGGCCCGAGAGUGGACGAGGGGCAGUUCUCUGACAGGCAGUGGGGAACUGCCCCAAGGAAGGACAUGAAGACAGUCCUCCAAGGGGAGCGGGAGACACCUGCUCUCUAGACAUGUCCCAGGGAGAGGGGUGCAGGGGUGUGGGUGGUGAGCUGGUGCAGCUGUGCACGUCCAGCGUGGCCGGCGGGGCAGGAGCUCCUCCCUCAGCAGGGUUCAGUGACCUCUUCCCCAAGUCCUACUGGCUGGUGGAGCCUUGGCUGGGUGACCCGUUGAGGGCGCAGCAUUCCCACCUCAAGAUGAGGUGGCCGGGCUCAGGCUCAGGUGACCGGUCCAAGAGGCAGCCUUCCAGGUGGUCAGGCUCAGGGAAGUCAAGGAGCCCAGGGGCCCCGCCUCUGGGCCUGUGGGCUUUUCUGGUGGCCUCAGCACUCCUUUUCCAGCCCUUUCCUGCAGCCUCCAAGAGGGGCUGCCUGGAGCGGUUUGGGCCGCAGUCACGUGGGAUGACGACGCCAUCUGCACCACUGAGUACUCACGCAUAGUGUCCCUGGAGAAUGGUGAGAUCGUGGUGUCCCUGAUGAAUGGGCACCCAGGGGCUAUGAACUACUCCUACUCGCCACUGCUGCGCAACUUCACCAAAGCCACCAACAUCUGCCUACGUUUCCUGCGCACCAACAACACACUGCUGGGUCACCUCAUGGGCAAGGCGCUGCGGGCCCCCACAGUCAUGCACCAGGACAUGAGCAUCGGCGGCCGCUGCGUCUGCCAUGGCCACGCGGAUGUCUGCAAUGUCAAGGACCCUUCGGACCCUCUCAGGAAAGGCCGUUUCAGAUCCUGGCUCCGAAGACGCUGAACUCGGAUUUUAACUGGCUCUCCAGCAAGGCCAGGAGGGAGUGCUCUCCACCGUGCCCCCCCCAUGAGCACCGAGGGCUGCAGGGCCUGUGUGGGCUGGCAGGGGGCGGAGCGCCCGUCAUGCCCCGCGGCUUUGCAUGCGGCGUUGCAGGUGGCAUGAGAGGACGCAGUGCCGCCAUGUUAGCGUUCCCAGUACGAGCCAUCUGCCGCUUGCUGGCCAGGCCUCAGACCCGAAGCGAGUGCGACCUCCUUGUCCUCACUCAGACGUGAGGCCCCGAGGGCAAUGUGCCAUCGCAGCGCAAAGUCCUCUGUAUCCCAC